AUGGAACCCAAACGCGCCCAGCAGCGCUGCGCGCAGCUUUUCCACGGGACCAGAUGGUAUCAAUCUCUCAGCAUGCAAGAAGAAGAGGCACGCGUCUCCUACGAAACCGAUCGGGCGAUUAAGAUGGCGCGUUGGGCAUUAAACGAUGAGGUGCCCCUCGUGCCCCAGCGGCCCCGGCCAAGUUGCUUCCAGGACCUAACGCAAGGCGGCCCAGGACUGGCGGUCUCCGAGAAAUUUGUUGAGACCGUCCGAAGACACGAAGCAUGGCCCUUUGAAGAGACGCUAUUCAACGCACUGCGGCACUACCAGUCUACAAGGAAUAUAGAAGAAUAUGAAGCAUCGCGUCAAAUCAUCGACCUUCUUAGUGGAGGUGAUGUCGAUAAGGCGAAAUAUCCGGUGGAGGCGGCCAUCUUCGAAAAUCGACUCUAUAUGCGACCGAUUCUCAAUGCCGUCUACUACUACCUACUUACUGGCCAUAAAGUCGUCGUGCUGUUCCCAUUAAUGUACCAUCCCGACAAUUGGGCUGAAGGGGAAAAGAAAGUGGACAACAUCGUCGUCUUUGAGCAUCUUUGCCAGGCGGGCAUUGUCGAAUUUGUGGGCAUCCGGGGAGAUCAUCGCCGCGAUAUUUGGGUCCCAAAAUUAGCGCUGAAAGUGGAAGAGAACAACGCUCAGCUCAUUUCCUACUAUCCGCUGCUGGAGGAAUGUAGGGGCGGAGUCUUCGACCAAGCCUUUGAAAACCAGCCUAUCCUGACCACGAUACCGCCGAUAUAUCGUCAGACGAACCCAAUUCUGGUGUUCCCGGGCCGAAUCCCCAUCUAUUACCAUGAUUACACGAUAGAAAUUGAUGCCAAUAAGCCGACUGAGUUGACUGAGUACGGCGACGAUGUACAUGUGACGCGCAAGAACGACAACAACUAUGUCUGGAUCGAACCGAAACUCGUCAAAUAUAUGGCCGACACGGAUGGGAUGGUCGAUUUCUUCGCGCAGCAGUUGACGUUCAACGAGCAAUAUCGCUUGGUGCGUUUCCUCGAGACCCUUCUGUCGUGGGACAGCCCUCAACUUCGCCGAGCCUACCUCGCCUUUCGAUACAUUGCCGAACACAUUCGAAAAAUCUUUUUUGCACGAUGC
Molecule: messenger RNA, 1128 nt
Organism: Mesorhabditis spiculigera
Lineage: Eukaryota; Metazoa; Nematoda; Chromadorea; Rhabditida; Rhabditidae
Source: the annotation of a GenBank genome assembly